AGACCUAAAGCCGCCGGCACACACCCAUCGUCAAUCAAAUCCCACCAUGGCCAAGAAACCGUCGUUGUCAAUAUCAGUAGCGAAGGCAGUCUUCGCUAGCUCUUGGCUAGUGUUGCGAACCCUUCCAACCGCAACCGCACUGCCCUCGUUUGGCACGAAGAUUCCCAACGGAGAGCGCGUUCCAUGCCCACCCGACGAAACCGAAGCCUCCGAGGGCUGCACCCCGAGUGGUUUUUGCUUCGGCCUGGGGCACCCCAGCUGCGGCGGAUUCCAACCCGAAAAUCGGGACUCCGAUACCGGUGUCAUUUCGCUCAACCCCUUUGGAGACGACUGGAGGGCGACCGGCUUUAAAUGGACGGCCGAACUGUGCGGGCUCGAUUCCGACGGGGAUGGGUACACCAACGGAGAGGAGCUCGGRGACCCGUGUUGCACCUGGGUAGCGGGAUCAAGCGAGGGGGCCAACCCCGUGCCCAUCGAGGCAUUUGUCCCGUCCCACCCGGGAUUGGCCUCGCACGUUCCAGAGGGCCCGGUCCUGGACCUAGCCACCUUUUGUGAAAGUGAAGGAGGCAGCGGCGAAGCGAUCGUUGSAGAUGUUGAAGUCGAUGCUGCCGAGGAUGAGGAUUCGUCUCUGUCUUCCGUCGUGGAUGCUCGCUACAACGAGGGCGAGUCCAGGGGGUCGCUCGAGCUGCGUAUGAAUCCCUACCCCAUCCCGAUCCGCACCACCACGUACGUCGAUUUUGUCUUCAACCUUCCGGAUGAUUUCCCGGACCUCGUUCACGUUGUGUUUGCAGAGGUCAUUAACAGCCAACCGGAUCAUCUUCACCACUUUGUGUUGACGGGGUGCACCAACGCUUUCCCCGAGGACCAGCAUGGCAACCCURUAGACGACGUCUCACCCACCGAUUGCAACGUGCAACUGGGCGGAUGGGCACCGGGGAUGGACCCCUUUGGAACACCGAGUUCGGAGUACGGUGUCGCUCUCGGGCCUGGCAUGGGGAUUGCCGCACUCCACCUCAACGUCCACUACACGGAUGGUGUAUACGAAGACGAGGACACCGAAACCCACAAGAUGGCCACGGAYGGCAUGAAGAUCCAUUACACUACCGACUUUCGGCCUUUUACGACCGUCGCAAAACCCCUUAUCUGGGUCACCUACGGGCCUAAGAGCCUGGCCAUUCCAGCCAACGAGUCCAGGUUCUACACAUCCCGGACCUGCCAGGUCSAAUCGUCCUGUACCGAUGCGCCGGACGAGAACCUACAACGACUCGUCAAGCUGAUGGGGCUCGCUGGUGAUGACGAAGACGGAGACGGAGAAACAAGUGGAUUAGCUUCCAUGCUUUCGAGCCUCUCUUGCMAAUCAGUGGCCGCCUUUUGUUUUCUCCCCGGAGAACUACAGAGCYUGAUGCAGAUGGUUUGCCCCGAGACGUGUGGCCUUUGCGGAAGCAGCGGUGUCGACGGUACAAGCAACCCCCGCAAUCCCGAGAGCUAUCGSAUCACGGGGAUCCAUUACCAUGCCCACUUGCUUGGAUCGGAGAUGUACGCGACGCUGCUAAGAGAAGAAGAAACCCAAAGCGGCACCAUUGAUGUGCAAAAGAAAAAUAUGGAACAAGCGACCGAGGUUGUGGCAAGCACCAGAGUGGUGGCAAAGGACCUCAAGAGCCGCGAUAUCUGGCACUACGACGACCAGGCUUCCAUCCCGCUGGAGUAUGAUUUGUUUGUGGAAAAACCGGUGGAGGAAGGAUUUUCGAACGACAGCAACAACAACGCUACUGCUGCCACUGCCGCAACUGUAACGAAAGUGCUGAAACAAGGCGUGAUGGUGAAAGCCGGGGACGAGAUCUCGGUCACGUGUGUCUUUGAUUCCACGGCCCGACAGGAGCCCACCGCCUUUGGUCCAUCGACGUACCAAGAAAUGUGCAUUGUCACCGUCUAUGUCACGUUCGAUACCCCGCGAGUCCUGCUUGAUAUUGGUGAGGAAUCAUCGUCGGUGCUGUCUUCCACAGCAAACUUGCUUGUCGAUUUGAAUCUCCGUUCCUUUGSCUGUGGCGUCGACGACGAGUUUCACAAGACGGACGUCCACACGGGGACCCUUAGCGAGGAAGAGGACGGCCGGAAUAUCUGGAGGGACCACCCGAUCGGGGACACAAAGAGGUGCACCUAUCCUGUUAGAGACUAUAUCUUUAGCGACAGCGUCAUUACCAGAGACGAAAUAUGUCCCGAAGACGAUGGCGACGAAGACGKCGAGGAGGAAUUCUCCAAGGGCGCCGGGAUUUGUGACUCAUACAACCCCCUUCCUUCCGUCGAGGUGCUUUUCAUGGACGCAACAAUCGCCGGGGCAACAUGCACUGGUGGAAAAUAUGACCAAAUGGACGGAAACGAGCAAUUCGACAACGUGACAGAAGAAAUGUGCCUCGUUGAAGGAAAGGGGUCCUCCUACGAGCCCUAUACCUGCCUCGACGCCCAGGACUGGUUGGAUAACACGGCCCCGUUCGACCCCUCCAUCAACGAUGAGGUUCUCGACUUUGUUCGCGACGUGUGGCAAGGGAUGUGCUGCCGCCUAGGCAGCAUCGCCAUGGAUGUCGAAGAAGAAGAAUCCCCUUUGAAAACGGUCGAUGCAAUUGACGAGAAGAGCGAGGAGGAACAAGAUGCCAAGGCCGGCGAUGUGACCACCGCCGAGGCAGGAAUUUCAUCGUCGUCGGUGGUGAGCAUCCUCUCGGCGGUUCCUGCGACCCUGUUGGGUACCCUGGCCGUUUUUGCCUCGGUGGUAUUCUAAAACGAGGUGGACUCUGUGCUCGUUUCGUCUCCUCCGCCACGAUUCCUUGCGCUGCGUUUCAGAAGGGRGGGACCGACAGGAUUCAACUUGCGUUGCUGCCCGAUGGCCGGAUGCAUCGAUGGCAACGACCGUUUAUUCAUCAUCGUUGUUACUCUAUUUGUACAUUCAUAUUCUCRWAUACCACUUUUAAAAUUCAAAUUCUCACUACUUGGAGGCUGCCACUUAAACCCACUAUUUAUUGAUUGUAAGUGAGCAAGGUGCUUUAAGAAACGAAAAGAUUMAAUUGCCGUACAGCGUACGUGCCAUUGUAAAUACAAUAAUAUUAUUAUGGUUCAAUGUGAAAUCACGACAAUUGUUAUUGCCUGUAUUAACACAGGCAUUUUUACGAGAACAAGGAAAUGUCAUAUCAGAUCAAACCUCUUGUCGAWUCAUACAGUUGUCUUCGUUGCUAUUGUGAUAGUUGGGCGCGUUGGCAGUAUUAUUGCUGCUGUACCUUGUAUUGAUACUUCCUUUCCUGUAGGUUUCAUCAAGGUUUUCUUAUGGGCUAGUAUAGCUUGCGAAAUUUGGUCUAACUUUGGACGGAGUUGUUGCAAUUGCUCCCGUUGCAUUUGGUAUUGUUUCUUGUUCCAGCUGCUGGUGAAACUGUUUUGGUUGGCAAUGUUCCGAUAUGCUUUGCGUUCAUUGAAGUGUGAUUUUUGUGUCCUUUGCGGUAGUUUUGGUGGAAUGCAACAACAAGCGUUGUCGCUCCUUGUAGUUUUCUUUGUUGACAGAACCCCUCAGUCACCAUAACCUUCAUUGAUGGCAGCAAUGCGUAUGAUGAACCCCUCCCACCUCACUUUCAAUUUGGAACCAGAGCCAAAACUGAAGAACCAAUGAAACUGAAGAUGGAAACAAUAUCAUAUUGCAAAAAGGUUAGAGUUUCAUAUGGAUACCAUGAUUGGUCAGGUGAAGAGAAUUGUUCAACAUUCCCAGYGGCAGUGGGUAUAAAUGAAAAAGGAGGAAUGGAUGAUGCUGAAUUUUUAAAGUACCUCUUCAAUARUAUUGURCCUCUUUUUCCUGAUGCUGAAGAUUCAUUUGGAAAGAAAGUAAUGAUCAMAAUUGAUUCGGGUCCAGGGAGGUUAAAUAUUGACAUGCUGGCAAAGCUCCAAGCCCAUGGCUUCAUUUUGUAUCCAUGUGUUCCCAACGCCACUGCUUUUUCACAAGAGACAGAUGUUUCAUAUGGCAUUUUUGAAAGCAAGUUCUGAAGUAAUCUCAAAAAGCUCACUGAUGAUUGUCUGAAGAAAAGGCAAACAGUGUCCUUCACACCUUCCAUAGUAGGGCUUCUAGUAUUUGGUGGUACUGAUAGGGUUGGUGGAUGCAGUGGAUAUGUUGACAGUUUUGCAGCGCUAAUUUUUUAGAGAGAAGAAUCUGGAGGCAUGGCAAAAGGUAGGAGCUGUGCCUUGUAUUAUGGCAUGUUUGAAUUCAAAGCUUGUACGUCACGACAGUGCURGUGACCCAAAUGCUGUAUUGUUGAAGAUAUUGCUCCUUGUCUAGGUCCCMCUACUACUCUUCCUCAAGUGAUCAAGCAGGCUAUUAUUGAUGUGAUGGUCUCUUUUCCUGAUCUCACUUGUUGUGCAGAGAUGAACAUGAAACCCAAGUGACCAGAACUAGUCCAAAUGCCUAAAGUGUGCCUUGAAGGAGCUCCAACAGUACUGAAGGACAAGGAGUCACUGUUUAAAAGGAUCCACAAAUUUGUUGUGAAGCACCUCAAAGUCAUCACUGGUAGCACCAAGAUCAAAGAACAGAGAGCAAUUUGGACAACCUAUCAAGACCUAUGCUUUCAUUGACUCCCUCUGUUGUAAUCUUGUGAAUCUUGGAAUUUCUUGCCUUAGGGAGGAUGACAAAGAAGGCAAGUGCAAGCUCCUCAUGUUCUUUGCUAACCAGUUGCAUUGCAAAGUGAAUCUUGAUGAGAGUGGUGUCACCAUGCUGGAUCGCAACUCUCAUCAAGCCAGUGGUUGAACACCUACAAGAUAUGCUUCUGCAACUCAMAUAACAAUCAUAUUGUAUGCAGUGGUGACUGUACCAAUACCAAGAGCAGUGUUACUAUGUUCAAUAUCAUUGCAGGAAUUUUCAUCAACUCUGGUAUAGGUAGAAAUUGGAUGGGAAAGUGUCAGGGUCAGGGGGGAAACAGACAUGUGGCUUUACUAGUAGGACAAACAUAUCUGACUCCUCUGUUUAUUUACCAGGAGAACGGUGUGACCAUGGAAAGCUUUAUUGCUUUGAUCCARCCAAGCAAUAUAACACAAAAAAGCCGUCAAGCCAGGAGGCUCCAAAAAACACAGGAAAUGGGAAUCUGAACUGAGGUCCGGAUGUGAGAUUUUGGUCUUAUGCCAGAUGGAGACCCUUGUUGGAGUGUUUUUCUGGAGUAACACAUCAUGUAUCAAAUAAUUCUGCAAUAAAGCCGGGCAGGGUUCCAGUGGGAAUAGUUAGGAAUCCAAUAGUUGCUAUUGUCUUCCUCAAAGAUAAGGCAGUAUGAUUCCAACAAUGCCACAAAAGUCAACUUGCAUGAGAAACAGCAGUGGAGGAUAUAGUACUGUCAUUCUAGUAGUGGAACACAGACAGCAUGCUGAGUAAUAAAAUUGAUACUUCUGU
Molecule: messenger RNA, 5404 nt
Organism: Pseudo-nitzschia multistriata
Lineage: Eukaryota; Bacillariophyta; Bacillariophyceae; Bacillariales; Bacillariaceae
Source: the annotation of a GenBank genome assembly